AUGAGGUCAGCGUCAGAAGAGCCAGUCCCGUUACAUGAAGAAUUUAUCUACUGCUGUGGAGCUGCUACCCAUGUCUUGAAGUGUGGGCCCUGGAAAGACCUCUCAAAAGAUGAAAGCAAAAAUCUACCCAGGCUCUUAUUCAUGAUUAUUCCUGACACAGAUAUUAAGGAGCUAGAGGAUGUUUUUGGACUUAAUGGACAAGUAGAGCAUAAGCUGAACUUCCUCAAAAAGAAUGUAUCAAAAGAUAUAAAGCUGGUAUUGAUUGCUCAUUCUAUUGGUUGCUACAUCACACUGGAGAUGAUGAAGCGAGCAUCAGAACUUCAGGUUCUUCGCUCCGUGCUGCUGUUUCCGACGAUAGAGCGUAUGGCUCAGUCCCCUCAAGGCAAGCUCAUGACCCCGUUGCUGUGCAAGCUGCGCUACGUGCUCUACAUGCCCGUCUACCUGCUGUCCUUUCUGCCAGAGGGAGUCAAAGCCUCCCUGGUGCGGUUUGCUCUGCGGGGAAUGAAGACCUGUGAUGAAUCUUCCAUAACAACCUCCGUGAAUCUCUUCAGCGUGGACUGCAUUGCCAACAUCUUGUAUAUGGCAAGCCAAGAAAUGAUGAAGGUUGUGGAGAGAGACAGUACAACCAUAAAGGAAAAUUUAAAGAAGCUGAUUUUUUACUAUGGAACUGGAGACAGCUGGUGUCCACAGCACUACUACGAUGAGAUCAAAAUGGAUUUUCCAGACGGGGACAUUCGGCUUUGUGAGAAAGGGCUCCGCCACGCCUUUGUGCUCGAUGCCAGCAAGGAGAUGGCUGCCAUGAUCACAGACUGGUUACAGGAUGAUCUGACCAAAUUAUAA
Molecule: messenger RNA, 840 nt
Organism: Opisthocomus hoazin
Lineage: Eukaryota; Metazoa; Chordata; Aves; Opisthocomiformes; Opisthocomidae
Source: RefSeq, a predicted model, not a curated record